Messenger RNA from Sabethes cyaneus, 408 nucleotides. RefSeq lists its product as uncharacterized. NCBI's taxonomy places the organism in Eukaryota, Metazoa, Arthropoda, Insecta, Diptera, Culicidae. Bases 1 to 408 code for a protein of 135 amino acids. The transcript has a single exon. The record is from RefSeq and is a predicted model, not a curated record.
AUGGUAUCACCCAUCUCCAUACUGCUCCAUACCACCCGCAGUCCAACGGCUAAGCUGAACAAGGUUGAUUUCCUCAAACGUGGCCCGAAGAAGCUGAUCUAUAGAGAAGGUUCACAUAUGCUGGAGCAUCUGCUCACAUCCCUUUUGGUGUACCGCUCUACUCCAAUCCCAUUCCUGGGUAAACCAACAUCUCCUGCUGAAGCGUACUCUGGAAGACCAGUGCGCAACACAUUGGACCUGCUAAGAAAACCUGAUCCUGUAACACAAGCUGAAAGAAACCGCAAGCAAGAUAUGCAGUUCAAUCGUCGAGAUGAUGCUAUCAAACGCAACUUCCAGGAAGCCGACCUGGUCUACGUUGAGCAAAAUCGCAAAAACGCCAAGUCGCGGGUUCUCCUGGCCGAAUCAUAG